UUACACCAUCCAUCAGCAACGGCAAAUGCUCAGGUUUUGGAGGGAAUUCCUAUUCUUAUUCCCCGCCAAAAAAUAGACCUAUAAAAAAAAUUCCCUCCAUUUAAUUACCUCUUUAUCUUGAUUCUCUUCGCUUCCAUCCACCGAAACACCAAUCUACCCACGAGAAGCGCCGUCGUUUAGUUCCCGCCGGUGGCAUGAAGGGGAUCUUUCAAUCUGGCCAAGAUUCUGCAACGUUGAAAAUUCUGUAAUAGCUCUUGUUUAUAGCUGGGAGCUUUUCCCUUCCUGUAUUUUGCUGACGAAGUAUUGGGGAUAUUGGGGAAGCGUCUGAAUAUGGAGGCAGAUUCUCUUAUUCAAAAUCCCAAAAAGCAGAGACUGAAUGAAGAACAAGGCAUUGAUGGGAACAACAAAUGCUUUGGUAACUUACCCGAGUUGAUUCUUCGACACAUUCUUUCCUUUCUUUCCAUAAAGACUGCUGUAAGGACAAGUGUACUUUCUAAAAGGUGGCAAUUCCUUUGGACUUCUAAUCCCUAUCUUAAUUUUGGAAAACAUAUACCUGGUAAGAGAACACUUCUGAUGAAUUUUGUGGAAAGAGUGCUUUAUCUUCGGGACUCCUCUGAUAUAAAAGAAUUCGUUCUCGAUUUUGAUGUGGAAAGUGAUGCAUGUCGUGUCAAAUCAUGGAUCACUGCUGCAGUAAGGCGUAAUGUUCAAACUUUGAGUAUCUGCCUUUGGGGCUCGAGAGGACAAUUUUCAUUGCCUCGAUGUGUGUUUACUUGUGAGACACUGACAAGCUUUUACCUUGAUAUGCGGUGUAUCCUCAAGGUUCCUCCUAUAAUCUGUUUCUCAAAUCUAAAGGUAUUGAUUAUUGAAAAUGUUGCAUUUUCCGAUGAUUACACAACCCAGCAGCUUCUUUCUGGUUUGCCAGUCCUUGAGACAUUGUAUUUUGAAAACUGUACAUGGGGGUGUCACAAAGUUCUGAGUAUUUCUGCCCCCAAGCUUCAUUUUCUAACCAUAGUCGAAGAUGAUGAUAUGCAGAAUCCGAGUGGUUGUAAGUUUAUGAUUUUUGGACCUAGUCUCAAAUAUUUUGCUUAUGGUGGCAAAUUCCUCAAUGAAUAUUGUUUAUAUGACUCAUUAUCACUAGAAUGCCUAGAUUUUGAUGUCGAUUGCUAUGAUGAGUGGGCAAGUGAUGGGUGGGCAAGACAAGUUGCUUACCGCAUGUUUAAGGUGCUUAUAGCGACCCCUAAUGUUCAAGACGUAAGACUUUACGGUAAUGCAUGUGAGGUUUUAGCAUAUGCAGCAGAACUCCUACCUAAGAUGCCUAUCUUCAAUAAUCUGUCGUAUUUGAAACUGGGGUCAUUAAAACUUCAAUGUGCUGCACUAUGGAAGAUAUUGCAAAAUUCUCCCUGUCUUGAGACUCUGAAAUUUUUUCUGCAGAUCGAACCGAUUUCCGAUCGUGAGAAAGCUGAUAUAAUUUUGGAUCCAAUGCCUUCAUGUUUCUUGUCCCAUCUCAAACGCAUUAAAGUUGGUAGUUAUGAUGAAGAGAAUGACCUGUAUGUGAUAAAGAUUCUACUCAAAAAUGCAAUUGUUUUGGAUAAAAUGGUUAUAUCUUUUGAAGAGAACUUAGAGAUGCAAGAUGCUUUCUACAAACAGUUGAUGAAGCUCCCUAGAGGAUCACAGAAUUGUAAAAUCGUUUUGAAAUGAGCUUUUCUUGAACUCUUGCUCUAAAAAAACUAGCCAUUAGUUUCUGCUAUGGCUUGUUAGCAUUUUACCCUGCCUAGGCUACUUGCUGUUAUAGAAUGUUGGUUUAUGUUAUUUAUGAUAAUUAGUUUUGUAAGCUUAUGUUAA
Messenger RNA from Alnus glutinosa, 1842 nucleotides. Its product is annotated as F-box/LRR-repeat protein At3g26922-like. NCBI's taxonomy places the organism in Eukaryota, Viridiplantae, Streptophyta, Magnoliopsida, Fagales, Betulaceae. The transcript is spliced from 4 exons. Bases 331 to 1698 code for a protein of 455 amino acids. Gene Ontology annotation, molecular function: protein binding. The record is from RefSeq and is a predicted model, not a curated record.